UAGUGGGAUGUUUCACCUCUAACUGUCUGUCUUUCUGCACUGUGAGAUUUGUAAUCGGGGCCAUGAGUUGGUUGGGGGAGUCACCGAAAAAGAAGAAAAUUAUUAUCGGUGUCUUGGCUGUAUCCAUUGUGACCCUCAUCCUUGGUCUUGGACUUGGUCUUGGAUUGGAUUUGCAGAGAUGUCAAAACAAAGUCGUCCCCCAUACAUCCUGUAGGAAUCGAUGUUACGAGCCCUACAAUGACGAGAGCCCCGGCUGUAGAUGUGACAUGAACUGUGAAGCCAGCAACAGCUGCUGUUAUGACUAUUACGACAUCUGCACUGUGCCCGCCGAGCAGUGGGAGUGCACGAAGCUGCGCUGUGGCGAGAAGAGGCUGACGCAGAGCAAAUGUUACUGCUCUGACGACUGCUUGUCUGCAGGAGACUGCUGCACAAACUACAAACAUGUCUGCCAUGGAGAGAAAGAGUGGGUGGAGGACCAGUGUGAUGACCUGUUGACCCCCACAUGUCCACCAGGCUUUAAACGCCAGCCGCUGCUCCUUGUCUCUUUGGAUGGACUUCGGGCUGAGUACCUGCAAACAUGGAGCACUCUCAUUCCUGUUCUGGACAAACUCAAGAAGUGUGGAACCUCGGCACCAUACAUGCAGGCAGCAUUUCCCAGCAAGACGUUCCCUAAUCACUAUACCAUUGUCACGGGUCUCUACCCAGAGUCCAAUGGUUUGAUUGACAACACGAUGUACGACCCGGUGUUUGACGCCACCUUCAGUCUGUCCAGUCCAGAGAAAGACAACCCUGAGUGGUACCUCGGACAGCCUAUUUGGCACACAGCAAAACACCAGGGGCUGAAGUCUGGGACUUUCUUCUGGCCAGGAUCAGACGUCAAAAUCAACGGAAGUUUUCCCGACAUCUACAAACCUUACAAUGGUAAAGUGCCAUUUGAGGAAAGAGUAUUCACUUUGCUCAAAUGGCUUCAGCUGCCAGAUGAUGAAAGACCAGACUUCUACACAUUAUAUCUGGAGGAACCCGAUAAAUCUGGACACAACUACGGUCCUGUGAGUGGAGGGCUGAUUGAAGCAAUCCAGGGUGUGGAUAAGAUCAUUGGCCAUCUUAUGAAUGGCCUGAAGCAGAUUGGCCUCCACCGCUGUCUCAACAUCAUCAUCGUGGCAGAUCAUGGUAUGGAGGACACAAGUUGCAACAGGAAGGAGGUGCUGCAGGAGCUGGUGGGAGACGUCAAGAACUACUGGGUCACUGAAGGAACAUUCGGGCGCAUCAGAGCCAAAAACAACGAAACAAUUUUGGAUUCGGCCGGACUCAUUGCUAACAUGACUUGUAAGAAGCCUGACCAAAAGAUCAAGCCAUACCUGAAGGCCAACCUGCCAAAGCGCCUCCACUUUGCAAACAGCCGUCGCAUUGAAGAUGUUAACGUCCUGGUUGAUCCAAAAUGGCUGUUUGAGAGAUACCCAGGAUCUCUCACAUUCUGCUCUGGUGGGGCCCACGGCUAUGACAACGACGUUGAGACCAUGCAUGCAAUGUUUGUCAGUUAUGGCCCCAAGUUCCUGUACAAAACAGAAAUGGAACCCUUUUCCAAUAUUGAGCUGUACAAUCUUAUGUGUGACGUGAUGCAGAUCUCUCCUGCUGAAAACAACGGGACCCAUGGCAGUUUGAACCACAUCCUGAGGCAGCCCUACUACACACCAGUGCCUCCUGCAGAACAGAGCAGGCCAGUUCAGUGUCCGUUGAUCAGCCUCAAACCUGCAGACGCCCUGGGAUGCUCCUGUCCUGCCCUGAGUGAUAAUACUGUCAACAGCCGUCUGAAUCUGACAGCAGCAGAAGUGUCCGCUGCAGACAAGAAGCACAUGCUGUUUGGCCGCCCACGAAUGCUGCAGCCUGACCGGAGUUACUGUAUCCUACAUCAGGAGGGCUUCAUCAGCGCCUACAGCCACGAUGCCCUGAUGCCUCUGUGGAGCUCCUUCACUAUUGAUAAGCCUAUGAACUUGGACCCAUUGCCACCAGCGACGCCAAACUGUUUGAGGGCUGAUAUCAGACUCCCAGCAUCCCAGAGUCCCAGAUGUGACCAGUACAACACUGCAAGGAACCUGACCCAUGCCUUCCUGUACUCACCCAAUCUGAAUGAAACAGCAGAGCAGCAGUACGAUGCUCUACUGAUGAGUAAUGUGGUGCCAAUGUACCCUGAAUUUAAGAAGAUCUGGGACUACUUUCACAGGAUCCUAUUGAAGAAAUAUGCCUCUGUUUACAAUGGCAUUAACGUGGUGACGGGCCCCGCAUUCGAUUUCAACUAUGAUGGCCGAUUUGACACUCCAGAGCAGAUCCAAGAGUUUAUGCCUGGCACGAACAUCUCCAUUCCCACACACUACUUUGCUUUGCUGACCAGCUGCAGGGACUCAGCCCUACCAGUUACCGCCUGCGUUGGCGAGCUGCAGACUGUAUCCUUCCUGCUGCCUCACAGACCCAACAACUCAGAAAGCUGCAAAAGUACACAACCCGAAUCUCACUGGGUUGAAGAUCUCAUGUGGUUCCAUCAGUCACGAGUCAGAGAUGUUGAGUGGAUCACAGGAUUGGACUUUUACCAGGACAGCAAUCGACCAGUCCCAGAGCUGUUGAGGAUGAAGACCCGCCCCACAGCUGCCAUUCACAGAAAACAGUGAAAUCACUCUUCCCCACAAGAAGAAAUCACCAACAUCAAUAUUCAGUAGCUAUUAAAGUAUUGUACUAUUCUGUGUGUAGUCUUAAAUGGUGUCAUCACUUUGUCAACACUGGACUAAAGGUACCUGUUAUCUAACAGAGUGACAUUGUUUAUUUAUUUACUUCUCAGUUUAAAAGUGUACUAUUUAAUCUAUUCUGGUGAUUUUAUCCUGUUGAUUUUAUUAUAAUACAUAUUUAGAGGUUGUUUCAUGCAAAGCCCAAAUAAGAUGAGCCAACACAGGUAUUUAAGGAGCAAAAUUUGAGCAAAUCUUUGUUGACCUUGUGGUCUUUUAGAGCCAUUAUACUACAGAACAUUCUACAGUAAAUGUGAUCAAACACUU
Epinephelus fuscoguttatus (brown-marbled grouper) is the source of this 3041-nucleotide messenger RNA. Its product is annotated as venom phosphodiesterase 1. Lineage: Eukaryota; Metazoa; Chordata; Actinopteri; Perciformes; Serranidae. Bases 63 to 2663 code for a protein of 866 amino acids. The transcript is spliced from 25 exons. Gene Ontology annotation, biological process: nucleoside triphosphate catabolic process. The record is from RefSeq and is a predicted model, not a curated record. Gene Ontology annotation, molecular function: nucleic acid binding; metal ion binding; nucleoside triphosphate diphosphatase activity.